Molecule: messenger RNA, 1658 nt
Organism: Cladocopium goreaui
Lineage: Eukaryota; Dinophyceae; Suessiales; Symbiodiniaceae
Source: the annotation of a GenBank genome assembly
AGGAGGUGCCAAAGACGGCCUACUACGGAAUCCAAACCAUGCGGGCAUUGGAAUGCUACAACAUUACGGGCAUCCGCUUGCGGAAUUUCCCGGAGUUCAUUGUGGCGUUUGCCAUGGUGAAGAAGGCUUGCGCCAAUGCCAACUACAAGUUGGGCUUGCUCGAGGUCAAGAAGAAAGAGGCCAUCUGCCGUGCCUGUGAUGAGCUGAUCGACCCACGUUUGGAUGCACACAGCAAGGGCGUGGAGAUGCGUGAGAAUUUCCUGGUGGACAUGAUUCAAGGUGGGGCAGGGACUUCAACCAACAUGAACGCCAAUGAGGUCAUUGCGAACCGUGCGCUGGAGUUAUUGGGCCAUGAGAAGGGCCAGUAUGAGUUUUGCAGCCCCAACGACGACGUCAACAAAGGGCAAUCGACGAAUGAUUCCUAUCCCACCUCUGCGAAGUUGGCCUGUAUCCUGAUGCAUUCGGAGCUGCUGAACGCCAUCAAGCUCUUGAGCAAGAGUUUCUUCAAGAAGGCAGAGGAAUUCGCCGAUGUGGUGAAGAUGGGCCGGACCCAGUUGCAAGACGCCGUCCCGAUGACCCUGGGGCAGGAAUUCCAUGCCUACGGGAAUUCGGUGGCCAGCGAUAUUGAUGCCCUGAGCAAUGCGGUCAACAGGUUCUGCACCUCGAAUCUGGGCGGCACGGCCAUCGGCACCGGCAUCGCGGCGGAUCCCCACUUCUCUCAGGUGGCGGUGCAGGAGUUACGCUCCGUCACGGGCCACCCCAUGAUUCUGGCAGAUGAUUUGAUCGAAGCCUCCAGUAGUGUGGGAGACAUGAUCUACUUCUCUGGCAUGCUCCGGCGUAUCGCUGCCAAGGUCUCCAAGAUAUGUAACGAUUUGAGGCUCUUGAGUUCCGGUCCUCGCUGUGGCUUGAGCGAGAUCAAUCUGCCAGCCAAGGCACCUGGCUCUUCGAUCAUGCCUGGCAAGGUGAAUCCAGUGAUUCCUGAAGUCAUGAACAUGUGCGCCUUUGAAGCCAUCGGCAACGACGUCACGGUGGCCUUCGGCGCAGAGGCCGGGCAGCUGGAGCUGAACGUCAUGGAGCCGGUGAUCAUCUACAAACUCUUCAGUUCCUUGCGUGUUUUGUCGCGUGGCAUCAACACUUUGCGCGAGCAUUGCAUCGAGGGGAUUACUGCCAACAAGGAACAUUGCAAGGAAAUGGUGCACAAGAGCAUUGGUGUCGUGACUGCCUUGCUGCCGCAUAUCGGAUACAAGAAGUGCACAGAGGCCGCGGAUCGCGCCACGCGCGACAAACGCCCCGUGGCGGAUAUCAUCGUGGAGCUGGGCUUCCUGAAACGCGAGGAGGUGGACAAUCUGCUACAGCCGGAGUCCAUGUGUGGUCCAACCGCCAAAAAGGCGAGAUUCGAGAAGUAAAGCCCUGGAGAAUUUCCCUGAUCCUCGUUUUUUCCCAUGUCAGCUUUGGGAUCAAACAUCUUCCAGAAUGCGGCCUGUUGUGCAGUGCGUCAACUCUGGUUCCCCCUGUGGAGGCCUUUUAAGUGCCACCAGGGAUUGCAAACCACGUGCUGCGCGAUUCGACGUGCGUUUCGCUUUCAGGUUGAGAGUUUAAUCCAAAAACCGAACGGAUUCGAAUGGUUGGUUGCCCGGUGCUUGAAAUCAAACAAUCAA